CCUAGGUAUGUUUUGUCACUACGAUUAGAGCUGUCAAAACGGUUUGGGCUCGUGAGCCAGUCUGCCCAGCUCCGCCAAAGGGGCGAAUUGGGCCCGAUUUUUCUAGGCCCGCUUAAACGGGCCAGCCCGCGCAUCCCAUCCGCCCACUUUAAAAAAUCAGAAAAGGAAAACUAAAAAUCGAAGUUCACUUUUAUCCCUUCCGCCCACCUCCGACCUCCGACCACCGCCUCCACUUAAAAUCCACGUAUUCGGCCGCUGAUUUUCUCGUCGAAACUCGAAGUCGGGCUGACUAUUUUCCAGUUGAAGCUUGACGGCGCCGGAAUCGAAAUAUAUGCUGUCAGAUUCGACUUUGAAUAAUUCCCUUUCAGUGAAGAAAUCCUGUGAACACAUCUUCACCACACUAUUAGGAGAUUUUGGGUUCUCGUUUUUUCAUCCUAGAUCUCAAAGGUAAUUCUUGACCUGUAUAAAGUUACACAAGAUUGUGCACAUCUUCUGUUUGACAAAACGUCGAUGGCAACAUAACAUUUUCGUUUUAGUGAAGAAUCUACAAAUCGGUUUAAAUGAGGAGCGCGCGUGUGUGUUUGUCUGAUAUUUACAGUAAUUUCAGUUGUUGCUGGAGAUUAAGGGUUGCCUCCAACAUUGAAUCUGUUCUGUUCUUUGUAGAAUGCUGAAGACAUCAUUCUUUCCUUGCCGAGGAAGUGCUAUUGGUGCCUUCUCCCCAUCAUCUAUCAAGUUAUCAUCUGCUAGAGGAGCCACUAAUUCUAGGAUAAAUAUGGAGCUUUCAAUCACACGUCCCGAUGACUGGCAUCUCCAUUUGCGUGAUGGUGAACUUCUUGAAGCAGUUGCCCCUCACAGUGCAAAUUGCUUUGGAAGAGCUAUAGUCAUGCCAAACUUGAGACCUCCCAUCACCACAACAGCUGCAGCCAUUGCCUACCGCCAGUCAGUUCUGAAAGCUCUCCCAGCAAAUAGCGACUUCACUCCUUUGAUGACCCUUUAUUUGACGGAUAAUACCAGCCCAAAUGAGAUUAAAUUAGCUAUACAUGACACUAGUAGCUAUUGUACAGGGGAGAGUGGAGUGGUAUUUGGUGUGAAGUUGUAUCCAGCUGGCGCUACUACGAAUUCUCAAGAUGGUGUGACAGAUCUAUUCGGAAAGUGUUUACCUGUUCUAGAGGAAAUGGUUCGGCAAAACAUGCCGUUAUUGGUGCACGGAGAAGUAACAAGUUCUGAUGUCGAUGUGUUUGACCGUGAAAAAGUCUUCAUUGACUCGGUUCUUAUCCCCUUAACUCAAAAGCUUCCACAGCUGAAGAUUGUCAUGGAGCAUAUUACCACUAUGGAUGCUGUAAACUUUGUCGAGUCUUGCAAUGAAGGAUUUGUUGCAGCAACUGUCACGCCACAACAUCUCGUUUUGAACAGAAACUCCAUUUUCCAAGGAGGACUUCAGCCUCACAAUUAUUGCCUUCCAGUACUAAAACGAGAGACACAUAGACGUGCAAUUGUGUGGGCUGUCACAAGCGGAAGUAAAAGAUUUUUCCUCGGUACUGAUAGUGCUCCUCAUGAAAGAAGAAGAAAAGAGUCUGCUUGUGGAUGUGCAGGAAUAUAUAAUUCCCCUGUGGCCUUGUCGGUUUAUGCCAAGGCUGGUGCACUGGACAAGCUAGAAGGAUUUACGAGCUUUAACGGACCCGAUUUCUACAAUCUCCCUCGAAACAAGUCAAAGAUCAAGUUGACCAAGACCUCCUGGAAAGUGCCUUCUUCGUUUUCUUUCUCAUGGGGCGAAAUUGUUCCCAUGUUCGCUGGUGAGACACUCGAGUGGAAUAUUUCGAACACUUCCAGUUAGAAAGAACAAAAGAAUAUUUCAAUUUCGAAACACUUCAGGUUAGCUAGCCCUUCUUUUAACUUGGUUUUGAGACUUUUGUUUUGUACUCCCUCCUUUUUUUUUAAUUUUUUUUUUUUCAAUAGAUGUCGUUUUGAGAAGUUGCACACUAAUUAAGAAUAUUUUUUUGCCAAUAAUAACCCU
Molecule: messenger RNA, 2014 nt
Organism: Striga asiatica
Lineage: Eukaryota; Viridiplantae; Streptophyta; Magnoliopsida; Lamiales; Orobanchaceae
Source: the annotation of a GenBank genome assembly